Saccharomyces mikatae IFO 1815 is the source of this 792-nucleotide messenger RNA. RefSeq lists its product as uncharacterized. Lineage: Eukaryota; Fungi; Ascomycota; Saccharomycetes; Saccharomycetales; Saccharomycetaceae. The record is from RefSeq and is a predicted model, not a curated record. Bases 1 to 792 code for a protein of 263 amino acids. The transcript has 2 exons.
AUGUUUGUGGUCGUUCUACAGGCUCUGGCAGGUUUUUUAUCAAUCAUCGCCAUGCUAUACCAGAAACGCUAUAAUAAACUUCAUCGAUCUAUUUAUGGUCUGUCAUACGACUUAUAUUUGUUAGAUCUUGUUGGUAGUGGCCUGUAUUUGUAUUGCGCUUUGCAUUAUUGUUAUUCACCUUUGAUAAGAGAGCAGCUAUCCAAAAGAUUUCCUCUUUUUUAUCCAUUGAAUGAGGCUAGCAGUGUACCUAUAUCUAGCUCUCUCUUUUUAAAAGACUUUUUCGUUUUCUUUUGCUGCUUGCUUGUUUUGAGGCAGUUAUAUUAUUAUAGAUCAACUAAACAUAUCUAUCAGGGUAUCUCCAUCACUUCCACCCUAUUCGUAAGUUUCUUCGUUAUGUUGGGAAUAUUUACUUAUGGAUGCUCUAUUUUCAAUUUACCACUGAAGGACUCAGGUAAAUUCGGCGUUUUUUAUCUGGAUCACAUAAACUAUUUAUGGGUGAUGGCAAAUCUACUUAAAAGUUUCAAGUAUAUUCCCCAAAUGAGUAUCAACUGGAUGGGGUGUUCAACGAUAGGAUUAUCAUCAAAGUAUGUCGUGAUAUCAUUUUUUGCUGAGUUUAUCGAUUUAGUAGGUAGACUACUAAUACCGACCAGUGCGUCGUUUUAUAAACUCCCAUUUAAUUCUACGCCUUUUUGGGUCAAGUUGGUGCAAUUUAUCACCUUAUUAGUCAUACUUUUCCAGGUUCAGUAUAUUUAUGUUGGACGGAAACCGCGAUUGCCAAAAGGGAAGCUUUAA